Molecule: messenger RNA, 309 nt
Organism: Mucor mucedo
Lineage: Eukaryota; Fungi; Mucoromycota; Mucoromycetes; Mucorales; Mucoraceae
Exons: 1
Coding region: 1-309 (102 amino acids)
Source: RefSeq, a predicted model, not a curated record
AUGGUUGUUCGUUACACCCAUAUUGCUAUUACUGCCAAAUGGGGCGAAAUCUUGAAGAUUUUUAUAAUUACUAAUAAAAGGAAUUUCGGCCUCAUCAGCCUCCAAAUCCUCGAAACUGUUGUUCAAACCCAAGUUGUCAGUAAUGUCAAUUGGGACGGAAUACUGUGGAUUCUCAUUAUUACGGAUACUCUAAGAUCGCUCACUGGCACUGAUACCACUUCUCGUCGUAGAAGUUUCUUCAUUGGAGUCUUGUCCGGUGGAACUUCUUGUAUUCUUCCUGGGAGUGGAGUAAGCCAUAUUAAGAUUUAA